Molecule: messenger RNA, 399 nt
Organism: Triticum urartu
Lineage: Eukaryota; Viridiplantae; Streptophyta; Magnoliopsida; Poales; Poaceae
Product: auxin-responsive protein SAUR71-like
Biological process (GO): response to auxin
Source: RefSeq, a predicted model, not a curated record
AUGGCCGCCUGGAGAAGGAAGGAGACAGCCGAAGCAUACUACCUCGCGGCCGAUGCCGGCGACAGAGGAAAGAAGGUCCCCAAGGGGUACCUCCCGCUGGCGCUGGUGGGCGAGGAUGGGGACGGCGACGAGCGGGUGCUGGUGCGGGUCGAUGCGCUCAAGGAGCUGUGCAUGGCGGCGCUGCUGGAGAUGGCCGCGCAGCAGUUCGGCUACGGCCAGCCCGGCGUCCUCAGGAUCCCCUGCGAUGCACAGCAGUUUCACCAAAUGGUCGCGGCCAUGUGCAGCAAGACCAAAGCCACGUAGGAUAGGUAUUAAGUAGUGAUUAUUACUGCACAUCGUCCACCUAGGAGAAACAUAGAUUGGAAGAGGGAUGCCCGUAGACAAAUUACAAUCACCUCA